Messenger RNA from Desarmillaria tabescens, 857 nucleotides. RefSeq names its product galactose-binding domain-like protein. The transcript is spliced from 6 exons. The record is from RefSeq and is a predicted model, not a curated record. The coding region runs from base 28 to 669 and encodes 213 amino acids. Gene Ontology annotation, cellular component: nucleus. Lineage: Eukaryota; Fungi; Basidiomycota; Agaricomycetes; Agaricales; Physalacriaceae.
GUCGCUUCUUCUACUCCAACGUCGACCAUGGCUCACCACCACGAUGCCAGCUGCGGCCAUGAAAGCCACGACCAUGACCACGGUGACCACGACCAUGACACUUCUGACGUUGGACCCAAUGACAACCUCUUUAUGCAUAUCGAUCGCGACAAUGUCGUUGCACUGAAUGCUACUGGUGACGGUCCGGAAGUCAUCAAGCCUUGGCAUGAACGAACCAGCGAGGAAAAGUCUUUGGAAUCUGAUGCGGACGACCAGCUGAUUCUGCGGAUUCCAUUCACCGGUUCUGUCAAGCUUCGCUCUCUGUUAUUGAAAACCGGGCCCGCCGACCAGACACCAGCGAAAGUGGCUGUUUUCGCGAACGAGGACGCCUUGGACUUUGAAGAUGUUAAUGACAAGAUGCCUGUGCAGGAAUUUGAUGUUGUUCAAAGCAGAGACGUAGGAGAAUACGCCGUCAAAGCAGCAAAAUUCUCCAAUGUUUCUUCUAUCACUCUCUUUUUCCCCGCUUCUCAGGGUGCAGAAACCACUAGAAUUUACUAUGUCGGAUUUCUUGGCCAAUGGACUGAGCGCAAAUCUAAUCCCGUAAUAACCGUCUACGAGGCGCAAGCUAAUUUGGCCGACCAUGAAAAGAUACAGGGUACGAAUGACAUUUUCAGUGCUUCGCAGACAUAGAGUAGGAAGCUCUGAAGGCAAAGAUCAAACAUGUAUUCAUCAAUUGUACUUUUUAUGCCUCCUUGUAGUGCAGCUCUCGUAUUUUGCAAUGAGUAUGUAGAUAGUAUUCCUUAAAACGCCAAGAUUAUUUAGAACCGUAUCACUACUUAUUGCUAUGCUAUUCUACUUUGCAGCUCUACAGAAGGGAC